Vanrija pseudolonga is the source of this 1563-nucleotide messenger RNA. It is a transcript of the gene Col6a5, whose product is annotated as Collagen alpha-5(VI) chain. Lineage: Eukaryota; Fungi; Basidiomycota; Tremellomycetes; Trichosporonales; Trichosporonaceae. The coding region runs from base 1 to 1563 and encodes 520 amino acids. The record is from RefSeq and is a predicted model, not a curated record. The transcript has 3 exons.
AUGCUCCUCAGACUCGUUGUCGCCCUCGGCGUCGCGGCUGCUGGCGUCAGCGCCGUUCCCAAGGCAAACCCCCUCGAGCCGUUCGUGGAUGAGGCUUUGCACAUGCGCAGCCUCAGCAAGCGCGAGCCCAUCAGGGCCAACGGCUGCCCCGUGCGCAUGCAGUUGUGCCCAGACGGCGUCACCUGCAUGUGGGAGGGCGGCUCUUGUUGCUCGGUCACCCCUGAAGAGUACAUCAACACUCCCUGGGGUACCAAGAAGUUCGGCACUUGCAAGCCUGGCCAGAAGUGCCAGAUGGGAGACAACGGCAGAAUGGGAUGCUGUGGUGGAAGCAGCAGCUGCAUCGGUGGCGGUUACUGGGGUCCUCCCAUCUACUACCCCGGAGAGACUCUCCCGGCUCCUGCUCCGACGGCGACGUGCAAGCCCAAGCGUGACUUCCCCGAGUCUACCGGAGUGCUCGGCAACCGCAACCUGGCCUCGCACGGCCGCGCCGAACGCGCUGGUGAGAAGCGGGCCGCCAACGGAUGUCUGUCUGGCCAGACGCUUUGCCCCGACCAGAAGACCUGCGUCGGCCUGGGCGAGAAGUGUUGCGAAGUCAAGGACGGAACUGUCUCUGACAGCCGCACCUACGUUACCUGCCCUUGGACCUUGAGCUGCUCGGAUACCUACUUCUGCUGCGACUGGUUCACCGUUUGCAAGAGCCCCUGGACCGGCAAGGUCAUCUCCACCCCCGACACCUCGAACCUGCCUACCUGCGAGGACCCCAAGCCUUCUCCUGCUCCUGCAUCCCCCACACCGGCUCCUCCCCCUCCCUCGUCGGCCGCUCCUCCUCCUCCUUCGUCGGCCGCUCCUCCCCCUCCCCCUUCGUCCUCGGCUGCUCCUCCCCCUCCUCCUCCUUCCUCCUCGGCCGCUCCUCCCCCUCCUCCUCCUUCCUCCUCGGCCGCUCCUUCGCCUGCCGCUCCCUCCCCCUCGGCUCCCGCUGGUGGCUCGGGUGGCAAGGGCGGCGACGGUGGCAAGGGCGGUGACGGCGGCUCGGGUGGCAACGGCGGUGCUGGCGGCAACGGCGGCGCUGGCGGCUCGGGUGGCAACGGUGGAGCUGGCGGCAACGGUGGCGCUGGUGGUAACGGCGGUGCUGGCGGUAACGGUGGAGCCGGCGACAACGCAACUGGCGGCGGCAACGCCGGCAACGGUGGCAACGGCGGCGCUGGCGGCAACGCUGCUGGCAACGGCAACGGUGGCGACGGCGGCAACGGCGGUGCUGGCGGCAAUGCCACUGCUCCUGGCACCGCUGGCACUGGCGGCAACGGCGGCGCUGGCGGCAACGGUGCCGGCUCUGGCAACGGUGGUAACGGCGGCGCCGGCGGACCCGGUGGCAGCCAGCUGUCCGCCACGCCUCCCAAGAAGUGCUCCGGCAAGAACAAGCGCAACAAGGUGGCCCGCGGUGACGAGGAGCCCCAGCGUCUCGGUGCCAUGGGCUUCAAGCGUGACGAGGAGCCUCAGCGCCUCGGUGCCAUGGGCUUCAAGCGCGACGAGGAGCCUCAGCGCCUCGGUGCCAUGGGCUUCUAG